UGGGGCGGGAGCGCGGGUGAAUAUUAAGACUCUUAAGUCGGGAGAAGUUUGCGCACAGCUCACAGCUGGGCGAGGGAAGGAAGGCGCCGGCAAGGACGGCCAGCCCCCAGACGCUGGGUGGGCUGUGCCGCGCGGCUGGCGGACCUUCCCGGGUUGGAGAGGUGCACACCGUCUGCACCUCACCCCGCGGCUGACAGCUCCUGCUCAGGAGAUGAGCGCUGUAGCUUGAGUUCCUGAGUCUCUGGAGCCACCACUUGCGAAUGUCCUUCGCUUCUACUGAGCUGUGCCCAGCCGCUAAGUGAGAGUAUUCCAGGACUUAUAAGAUCAUCUUCAAAAACCAAAAAUGAAGUUCUCACUUACGCGCCGGUGCUUGGUACUGUUCAUCUUCCUAAAUCACCCAACCCCAAUUCUUCCUGCCUCUUCGAAUGACACCUACCCUCCAACAAUAGAGUCCGAGCCAUUUCUGUACGUUCUAGGACGAAAGAGAAUGAUGGAUGCACAGUACAAAUGCUAUGACCGAAUGAAACAACUACCCCCAUACCAAGGAGAAGGUCCGUACUGCAACCGCACCUGGGAUGGAUGGCUGUGCUGGGAUGACACGCCGGCUGGAGUUCUGUCCUAUCAGUACUGCCCAGAUUAUUUUCCAGACUUUGAUCCAGCAGAAAAGGUAACAAAAUACUGUGAUGAGAAAGGAGAUUGGUUUAAACAUCCUGAGAACAAUCGAACCUGGUCCAACUAUACUAUGUGUAAUGCUUUCACUCCUGAGAAACUGAAGAAUGCUUACGUUCUGUACUACUUGGCUAUUGUGGGCCAUUCUUUGUCGAUUUUCACCUUAGUGAUUUCGCUGGGGAUUUUCAUGUUUUUCAAGAGCCUUGGCUGCCAAAGGGUAACUCUGCACAAGAACAUGUUUCUGACUUAUAUUCUGAAUUCUAUGAUUAUCAUCAUCCACCUGGUUGAAGUCGUCCCCAACGGAGAGCUCGUGAGAAGGGAUCCGGUGAGCUGCAAGAUUUUGCAUUUUUUCCACCAGUACAUGAUGGCAUGCAAUUAUUUCUGGAUGCUCUGCGAAGGGAUCUAUCUUCACACCCUCAUCGUGGUGGCCGUGUUUACUGAGGAGCAACGCUUGCGGUGGUAUUACCUCUUGGGCUGGGGAUUCCCGUUGGUGCCAACCACUAUCCAUGCUAUUACUAGAGCGCUGUACUUCAAUGACAACUGCUGGCUGAGUGUGGAAACCCAUUUGCUGUACAUCAUCCACGGCCCUGUCAUGGCUGCAUUAGUGGUCAAUUUCUUUUUUCUGCUCAACAUCGUCCGGGUUCUUGUGAGCAAAAUGAGGGAAACCCAAGAGGCAGAAUCGCACAUGUACCUGAAGGCUGUGAGGGCCACUCUGAUCCUGGUGCCCCUGCUGGGAAUCCAGUUUGUCGUCUUUCCCUGGAGACCUUCCAACAAGAUGCUUGGGAAAAUCUAUGAUUACCUGAUGCACUCUCUGAUUCAUUUCCAGGGAUUCUUCGUUGCGAUGAUUUACUGCUUCUGCAACAACGAGGUCCAGACUACUGUGAAGCGUCACUGGGCCCAAUUUAAGACCCAGUGGAACCAGCGCUGGGGGCGCCGCACCAACAACCGCUCCAUUUCCAACGCUGCAGCCUCCGCUGAGGCCGGUGAUAUCCCUGUUUACAUCUGCCAUCAGGAGCCGAGGAAUGAACUCGCCAACAACCUAGGUGGCGAGGGUGCUGAGGUCAUCGCUUUGGAAAUCAUAGAGCAAGAGUCAUCCGCUUGAAUGUGAAUAAAUACAGCAUCAUGAUCACUGAGCCUUCAUCUCCUGGGAGAAAAACAGACCAUGCAUUUAAAGUGAUUCCCAUCCUCCCAGGAGUUGAACAUAUCAUUUGUGAAGAAUUAUUAAGUGAAUUUGUCCAUAGUGAAUUUGAAGAAAGUUAUAUUUGGUACUAUUGCUGUGGGAGACAGUCUAGGAAUGGAGUCUCCCACUGCAACACUUGUGAACUCCAUCUUUCAUCCAGGACUGAGAUGCAGAUGUCAUAGUAAUGCAAGCAAAGUAUCCAAGAAAAACACAAUUAAAUUGACCUAGUUCAGAAACAGGGUGCUCCUUGUUAAUCUUGAGCCAUUUUUACCUUUGAAAAAUUAAAAUCACUGUCAAUAUUUUUCUUUUUAACUCUAGACUUUGAAUUAGAAUAUUUCUGUAUUUGGCUAUAGAUCUGAUUUUUAAUUUUUUUUAUUUCAAUCAAUUCUGAUGUUACUCAGAUGUUUUACCAUCAACACAAUGUAAACCACACAAAUUACAACAUGACCUCUGCAAGACAAGUGGCUUUCUGAUACAGAGAUGACUGAGGAUGUGGGGAAAGACCUGCCUUUGGCAGGAAGACUUAAUACUUUGAAUGAAAAAGAAAUUGAGAGUCAAUUUGCUCGAAACCUAAGAUGGACCAACUUGCUCAUUGGUUUGUUAGUAUCAGAUGCUCAGCUUGGCUUUGGCUAAUCCCGUCCGUUGGGCAAGCCUAACUGCUGUAAGGAAUUGGCCUUCGGUGCGUUGGUGGCUGACAUUUAUAAACUGGGAGGUUGCAAAGAAUCCAUCCUAAAUUUUUCACAAAACUGCCAAAACUAUAAUUCCUAAUGAAAGAGAAUACUCUAAAGAGAGUUUUCCAUUUUCCUAAACUCCAGGAUUUAUAAAGCAAAUCACUCCAAGGUUUGUAAAGCAGAUUACCUCUUGCCCUUGGGUGCUAUCUAGCAGUAGAAGAUAAAUUGAAGACUGGUAAUUAAAAGACUCCAUAUAAAUCCAUUAACUGCCUUCCACACAGCUUCAAACCUUAACAAGAUCUUAGUCUUUUCCAGGAAGAUUCACGAGGGCUAAUUAGAAGUCAGUUGGUAGUUGACCUCUUGUUUGCCGCUAUUAGCAAAACCGGAAGGGGAGAAAAAGGACCUGCUACAAAUUUAACCUUAUACCAAUUCAUUUAAAAUAGAAGUAGAGUUUCUCAUUAAAACUCAAUAUUAUAUUCUCACAUGUCUCUUUACUUCCUCAGUAUAAAAUCUUUGAAAAUCCCUGAAUAAACUAGUAUCGUUACUGGCACCUGAAACUAAUUUCUGAACUCGCAACAGUAAUCAGAGUUACCGUUAUUUAAUCUGUGUGCUUAAGUGAGGCGAUAUAUUGAAACCCUCCAAACCUUGUCUCACCUGUGUCAUCUUAUGCCACUGCCUUUCAGAAGUGAUUUAGUUGUAGAAAGAAAAAAAUUGAUUUGUUCUGGUUAUAUAUUUGGUGCACCCGAAGAAAACUAUAUUCCUUCGAUGAAAAUGCAUUUUGGAUACUAAAGUAGCUGAAGUCUCCUCUACUGAAUGUAAGGGAGGAGUCAAAAGAAGGUAUUUUCCAAUCACAGUGUUUAUGUAGUGGUGUUCCUAUUUUUGUUUACAAACAUGGAAAACAGAGUAUUUCUGGCAGCUCUAGUACAAAUGUGAUAAUCUAUUGCUGAAAUAUUCUAGAUGCUAUUGUGCUAAUCUAGUAGGGGCUGAUGACAACAAAACAGCUUACCAUAGAAUUGUACUACAGUGCCAAAAUUAUGUGACAUGCUUAUGCCAU
Messenger RNA from Equus quagga, 3574 nucleotides. RefSeq names its product calcitonin receptor (gene CALCR). Lineage: Eukaryota; Metazoa; Chordata; Mammalia; Perissodactyla; Equidae. Gene Ontology annotation, molecular function: calcitonin receptor activity; amylin receptor activity. The record is from RefSeq and is a predicted model, not a curated record. The transcript is spliced from 14 exons. Bases 344 to 1771 code for a protein of 475 amino acids. Gene Ontology annotation, biological process: cell surface receptor signaling pathway; positive regulation of cytosolic calcium ion concentration; adenylate cyclase-activating G protein-coupled receptor signaling pathway. Gene Ontology annotation, cellular component: plasma membrane; axon.